CUUAACAGUCGUGCGUCCAAACAUAACACAAAAGCCAGUACUUGUGGGCGGCCGCAGCAAUAGUACAGAGCACAGAGCAGAAUCGGAAAGCGACAAUAAACAAAGAAAAACGUGAAUUAAAAUAAAUCGCAGAAAGUUAACAACAAUUUCAGUGUUGUGUUUUAAAAACGAAACAUUUUUUCCAAUUGCCAUUGCAAAGCGUGCGCCAAUUUUAAGCCGCGAGUGCGAGCGAGAAGACCCACACAAUUACGUGUGUGUGUGUGUGCAUGAAUGGAGAAAAAAUAAAUAUUACAGUCUUUGUUUAAAAUACAAAAAACUAAGCUUAUGCUUUGGCAUUUGACGAUAUUACGUGCCCUGAAACUGAAGUUCUUGGCCGCAAAGAGCACAUAAGAAAGUAAAAAAAAAUAUUAAAGGAAAUUCCCCUUUUUACAUUUUAUCGUCGCACUGAGCUCUUUAUCGGCGCAACAUGGCGCGUCGUUAUUGCUUAUCUGGCACUUAUCCACUGCCUCUAUUGACCAUAAUUCUGUUGGUUUUGUCGCUGCUGACAGGCGCCCAGGCAACCUAUGCGAAAACGGAGGUUGAUGCCCUGCGCGAUGAAUAUUUCGGCUUAGAGCGAGACCUGUGGCAAUGGCUAGACAAGGCGACCAUGAGUCGAAACAAUAUGGAGACACAAUUGCGAAAGGUUUAUAAUUCUCAUCGGAAUUUUACCAAUAAACAUCAAAUGCAACGCAGCUUUCCCAAAAAUUAUGAAAUAGGGAAUUAUUCCGAGUGGAGGCUGCUCGAAAGAGAUAUUAUAGAAAUCAGUGACUAUUUUAAUUUUUACAAGACCAAUAUUAUGAUGAAGCCCGGAAGCAGUGCCAAUUUGGAGGAGCGUGCAGUGUUGGAUUUUACAGAUACAGUGUUGCGUAACAACGAGCAUUUUUCCAUGUCGCGAACGUUUCAGGAUAUUGAAAAUAUAAUGGUCAAACAGGCACUUUACUAUAGGGUCCACAUGUUCUCUUCGAGUCAAAUAUGUAACAUGCAUCAAUCGCCACAACAAUUUGUAUACGCGCUCUAUUCGGAUAUUGCACUAACCGAACUGAAGGGUUACAUCAUGAUGGAAUUCUCCUGGAUGAUGUUGCGUGUCUAUGGCAAAGGGAACUUCACUCAGGAAGCCGAGCUGAUGCGCAACGACUAUGAGAGGCGAACAGAACGCACAUUAAAGUUGCUCCAAGAGGUUAUGCGUCGUUCUGCUCGAAUUGUCUGGCGUUGUGAUCCCGAGCCCCAACAUCAUGUGCUCGGUCAGACCUACGAUGAGGUUACCCGUUUACUACAGGGUUUCAUUGAAAAUGAGGUGGACUUAAACAGCGAUGAGACAUGUCGUGAGACUUGUUCCUAUUACCAGAAUACACGCACCGAGAGCUGUUUCAAGGAAAAAUUCUGCGCCCGGCAACCUGGAUGUAAGGGUCGACUUUAUAAUUGCCAAUUUGUGCAAUCGGACAUGUGGGUGUGCCAAGCGCCAUUGAAUAGCACCCGUCGCUACGAGUAUGUGGAGUAUGAGAACGGAAGCGUUUUGGGUCGCCGUGGAAGAUGUGUUAGGGGAACCAGCAAGGUAGAUUCUUGGUGGCGCUAUCUCUUUUGGCAUUGCAGUUACUGCAUGUGUCUGUGUGAUGAGCAGAGCAUUAAAUCGGAUCGCUUCUUUAAUCUGCGUGAAGCUGUCUCGGAUUUCACCCAAAACAGAGUCGUUACUGGUCUGCGUUUCAUAAAGAAGAAUCGCAUAUUCCAUUUGCAAAUACAGGAGGGUGAGCUUCUGCCUCGCGGCAAUAUCAAUCAAACGAGCCUGACAUGGAAGCCUGUAGAUAAUUAUAACAUCUUCGAUCGUGAUGUGAUAAAAGGGGUCGACUACCACUCUUUGAGCUACGAGAGUCGCUCCGUUGAUCUAGACGAUAUCAAUACCGAUGACCCCAGUUUUGUAGUCACUGGUGUACGUUUUCGUGUGGUUGGCACACAUUUGAAUCUAGAGGCGCGUCUCACUGAAAUCAAUUUUGAAACCGGCAAACUAGUGAACUCCAAGGAGCUUAGUUAUUGGAAUUCCAAUGACAACACAGACGUUAGUGGUGAUAAUCGCAGGAAAAAACUGAGCAUUAGUAGCCCUGAUAUACCUACACGCACUAUUGUUAAGUCCAUACCUAUGUCAAAACACAAUGAAUUCAUCGAGUUUGUCAACUCUGAUCUGUAUAAGGAUGCGGCACAGACUACCGUGCCCUUCAUGGAUGUACAGGAUGUGGUUUCGAAUCCACCAGUACCGCUCUCAGGCGUUGGCAUCUAUUAUAAGGGACGCCCAGGUUUUGGUGGUUUCUUGGCUCCAAAAAUCAUCACAUACGACUUCACAAGGCACGUAGUCGUGCCAAAGCGUACACCCUAGGUCACGGCAGAUGGAGUGAUAUCAUCGUAUUUUAUAUUACAUAGCUUUCUAGUUGUAAAACCUCUUUCUACAUAUAUUAUUACUUCAGUGGUAAACAAACUAAAAAAUGCAACAAGCGAACCAAAUGUUUUGAAAUUCUAGCCAUCAAACAAAACCAGAGCAUUCAAAACUUUUCACGAUAUUACAUAUGUCUGGAUAAGUAAUAAAGAAACUGUGAAGUAGAA
Messenger RNA from Scaptodrosophila lebanonensis, 2628 nucleotides. RefSeq lists its product as uncharacterized. NCBI's taxonomy places the organism in Eukaryota, Metazoa, Arthropoda, Insecta, Diptera, Drosophilidae. The coding region runs from base 467 to 2404 and encodes 645 amino acids. The transcript is spliced from 5 exons. The record is from RefSeq and is a predicted model, not a curated record.